Messenger RNA from Acanthaster planci (crown-of-thorns starfish), 3818 nucleotides. RefSeq names its product chromosome 19 open reading frame 47 (gene c19orf47). Gene Ontology annotation, molecular function: protein binding. The record is from RefSeq and is a predicted model, not a curated record. Lineage: Eukaryota; Metazoa; Echinodermata; Asteroidea; Valvatida; Acanthasteridae. Gene Ontology annotation, cellular component: nucleus.
UGUUUAAUUUUCACUUCAUUUUUAACUCCUGCGGACGCGGAUUAUUUUGCUGAGGAUUUAAUAAACUCAAAUGUAGGUUAUGUGAUGUCGGUGCUGAAAGGGGAAAAAUCGUUUAUAAAACUUCAGAACAAAUAGACAUUGAUUCGGCAUUUAGCUUCCUGAAUCCCAAAUUGGUAACCAAUACUGUCUACUGCACAGCUGUGAAGCUGUUUCAUCUCAUCCGUAUACUGUACGUCCUUUCGUAGCCCCCGUAUUGCCUAACCACCUUUUACACCAUGGAUUCUAAGAUGAAAUAGCUGGAAUAAUUGGCUAUGUUUACGCGGACGGUACGGGAACGCUGAAACUGGAAGUGGAAAGUGUGAUUUCUUUUGUCGUCCAGCAAAUUGAAACGGGAAAAUGGCAACGAAAUCAACUAAAGAAAUGUCGGAGUGGAUCAAGUUCUUCACCGCUGCGGGCAUACCCCCGGGGCCAGCGGCCAAGUACGCCAUGGCCUUCAUCGAUAACCGCAUUGACAAGAGCAUGUUGAUGGAUCUGACCAAGGACUACUUGAAGGACAUGGGAGUGAGCAUCAUGGGAGAUGUCAUCAGCAUCCUGAAGCAUGCCAAGUCAGCUUACUCACAGUAUGAAAGAGAGAGGCCAAUACUUGAAGCUAUGCCCCAACCAGAAGACGGCAAGAUAGAGCUGAAAAGACAGACUACUCCUGGGAGCAGGAUGCUGGAACACUACAUGCGGAAAGAAGGCAUCAUGGAAGACAGCAACACUAAGGUCAAGGUCACCACAGCGAUGGCUACCAGAUUAGGGGCGGUACCCUCAGCAGGUUCCAAGAAAAAGCCAGUGGGUGUGCCCGAUUCAGUUGAGGUCAUCCCGGUGAAGAAAGCGCGGCGGGUACCUCCAGAGGAGGAAGGGGCCUAUGUCAUCUCACUACCCAAGGGCAGCACAGAGAGAACCAAGAAGAUACUGGACCAGAAGGCACAAGAUACCAAGAGUUCUGUGUUUGCGAGGUUGGGAGCUGGUUUAAGUGAUGUAGGCGUUGCCCAAACAUCUAUAGGUGGACAGAUGACUACCAAAAGCACAGCAGAGGGCAAACAGGGUGGUACGCCGACAAUCUUCAACCGUUUGGGUGGUCAAAGCCACCUGUCCUCACCCACUAAUCCAGUACUCCAAUAUCAUGGUGUGCUGAAGAGCUCACCAAAAUCGAGUCCCACACCAAAGAUAAAGACAGGAUCGACAAUCCCCAAGGCCAAGGUCACAGUUGUAAAGGGGGUAGCAACAACGGCAGCAGCAGGUAGCGUGCAGGAGCGACUAGGGGUCCAGCGACCCGAGGUGUCCACCACCACCCUCACCCACAUGGACUCAGUCGGUCUGAAACACAGCCUGCUGGCCCGCCUGGGCGGUCAGAAGGGCGAUUUGCUGUCCCCCACCCAGCCGAAGGUGAUGGUCCGGAUCAGCAAGGGGAACAGCCUGGGCGGUGGCAAGCAGACCUCACCAGCCGUCCUGGCCAGACUGGGCGCACAGAAGCCGAACACGGCGCCGACCGCAGCAACAAAACCAAAGCAGACUGUCAUCACGCUGAAGCCCGGCUUGACCAAACGCCUGGGCGGUCAGAAGGCUCCUGCCAUCAAGGCGGGUGGCGUCAAAGCAGGAGGAGCCAAGUCCGGGGUGAUGGCAAGGCUUGGCAAGAAGCAGAAACAGACCUCUCCUGUCCGAGCGUCCUCUGCUCAAGCCCCCAACAAAGUACAGAAACGGUUGGGGCUCCCCCUCAAGGGGGCAGAGUCUGCCAAGGCCUCCCUGAAGGAACGCCUUGGUCUUCAGAAGGCGGAAGCCAGUUCAACGACGCCAACCUUUACUGUGACACUGGGUGGCGCUGGUGCCAGUAGCAAGCCAGCCAGAAAGAAAAAGAGAAAAUCUGUAGCUAGAAGUCAGGCUGAAACAACUGCGAGAUCUGUCACAAUGGGGCAAGAUGUAUUCAGUAGGCUCGGAUCAGGGUGAAUUACAAAGUACUUAUUUUAGUCAGGAGAAUAACUAUUUUAAUUUCAAUGUUCCCUUUCCACUUUUACAGUUGUAACCUACCACAAGCAGAACAGAAAGAACAAUAUCAUCCUAGUUUAUUAUUUCUCAGCCCCAAAACCAUUGUUGUGUACUUCUAAGAAUAACGGCAUUAACAAGAAAUGUUUUAUCAUUUUAUUCAAGUUUUAGAUCAGGUUUAAAGACAGAAAUAGUGUACAAAGAUUAUUUGCCUUUCCUCAGUAUUUAUGGUUUCAAGGAGUAUGUAUUUCAAAUUGAUUCUUUCGUACUGUUACUUGUUGAAAAGUCAUUGAGGGUAAUAAGUGAUUAGUUGAAGGAUGGCAUUUUGUUUUUGAGGAAAAAAUGGAGAGAGAACAUUGUUUGCUUGCAAACCUGUGCCCUUUUAUUGAUGCAUUGUCAUUGUCACGACUUGAAACAAGUGUUGAAGUAAAGAAGCAGAGAUACCUGUAAACUGCAUUUCUCCACUUAAACUACUCAAGGAUGUGUCAGUACAUAAUAUUUUCUUUAGUAGACCCUGCAUUUAAUCCUUAGAAUCAAGUGGGACAGAGCUGGCACUUUCUUCCACACCUUUUGACAUAUUUGUCACAGUAGCAUCAUUGUUGAUGAAGCAGUGGUCAUCUGGACGGGAAAGGCUAAUCCAUGUAUAUUUCACUCAAAGGUGUGAGUUACUUGUAUGUACAAUAUGCAGUUGAUGUUGAACAAUCAUGGCAAGCUUUGCAAUGUCGUGAUGCAUUCUGCAAGUUGCAAUAUCUUACACUUGCUGUAAUGUCAGAAUUUGUGUUAACAUUACUUUGUGUGUGUACUGCAUUUGAAGUGAAGUGUAAGGCAGACAGUGUGUAGUCUUAUUUUGGGGGGGGGUUAAGGGAAAAAAUACCAGUUUGUUACCGCUUGUUUUGUUGUAUUUGACUUUUGUUUCUUUUUGCUUUGGUUUUGUGUGUGUUAAGAAUGAUCGUUCCCAUGUACCCCUGCCCAUACAUGCGUCACCCAUAUGUGCAGCCGUCAUUUAAGUGUACAUGUACUGACCCAGACAGAUAUUAGCCGAGAACCUGUCCGAGACAGUAUGCAUUGUGGGACACGUUUGUUGAUAACCCAUUUUUGGUAAGCAAACAUUGUGUUUGCCCAGCAAAUUUCUCGGUCGAAGAAGUUAGCUCUGUGAUUCAGCCAGCAGGUUCACGACACCUCAUACACACCAUUGACUUUGAAGUCUACGUUUUGGUUCUUUUUCAGUUUGUAGUUCCAUGUGCCAAUGUCAGCCUCAUAUGUCUGCAUACAAUUUGCCCCUAGAACAAAGCUAUGAAAGUGAUUUCAACAUUGUGUAUGUAUUAAUGUUCAGAUUUCAUAUUAUAAACAAAAAAAACAGCCAAUUUACUUUCUGUGGCAGUAGGAGUUUCUAUGGACAGUCCAAUUUUUGAUGGAGAGCCCAAGUUGUAAGACACAAGGAUUCAUCAAUUCAAGUGCCUUUGGGUAAAACUGGGACGUAAGUGUUUGGCCAUUUUUUUGUGACGCUAGCCAAGAGAUGAUUGUACUUUGAAUUUCUGCCUUGCUUUCCAAAGCAGUAACCAUGAGCAGUUAACUUUUAUGGAAUGGUUACCAGGAUUAUUCAGUAUGGCAAAAAAAAUGGAAAGUAGUUGUUGUGUUCUGUUGGAGACUGACUUGGAGAGGAUCAAGGAUAUGUAGGUGCUGGUUUAUGAUCCCAACAUUCUGCACUGAGGUUGAAGUACAUUGUAUUUGUCAGACCCCAAGGUAUUUGUUGAUAGUGCCCAAUAAAAAUGGACAGAAACAAACCUAUAAAA